CGGCCCAUCAGAAACUCGUUCCCGGACAGUAAAUUAUGAUUACUUAGCUUGUUAUCGUCCUAUAAUCCGGUCCGUGUUGUUCCGGGUCGAGUUGUCUAAUACUUUACUGAAACGUAUUUGUAACGGACGUAGUGAUUGGUCAAACUGAAUACACGCGACCAAUGAUAACGAAGUUAGUAAAUAUAAAGGGGUCGUAAUACGGCACAACUAAAAUAAAUAUGGCCGAGUUGAAAAACGGAUGGUCGUUUUUGAAAAGAAGUGGAGGGGAAGAGAAGAAGCCUUCAAAAUAUGCCAAAUAUGAACAAAAUAGAGGGAAAAGGAGGUUUCAAGAGUCUUGGAAGACAGGAAGACCUUGGCUGAAGGUAUCUGCCGAGUCAAUGAGCUGUACUUGGUGUACAGAUGUUCACGAAGCACCAAAUGAGUUUUGCUGGACGACAGCAAAAGUCGAGACACUUAAGUCCCACGAGUCCAGCAAAGCGCACAUUAAAAGUGUUGGUGUUAUUAAAGGGAGAACACUUGUUGCUAAAGGAGAGACAACAGAAGCUCAGAAAAGUAUUGAGAGUUUGAACAAAGCUGUCAUCAAUAAAUUAUCAAUCUUGUUCAAAACUGUGCAUGCCUUGUGCUUAGCAGGAAGACCUUUUUCGGAUUAUGUUUGGAUGUCGAAAUUGGACAAGGCAAAAGGUCUUGAUAUUGGACAAACAUACCUCAAUUCAAAUAGUGCAAAAGAAUUUUCUAAAUUCAUUGCAUUAACUGAACUAAACAAGAUUGCUCAAAUAAUCCAGUCUUCUAAAUUUGUUUCAAUAUUGUCAGAUGGCAGCACCGAUUGUAGUGUCACUGAAGUGGAAAUUGUAUACGCCAGGAUUUGUAAUGCUGGGGAAAUUAAGGUUUUUUUCCUUAAUCCUGCUUAUGUUGAUAAAAGUGAUGCGGAUGGAAUUAUCGCAGCAAUGAUUAGAUCUGUUGAAAAGGUUGGGGUCCCUUGGAAAGAAUUUUUAAAGAAGCUUGUUGGCAUGGGGAGUGAUGGUGCAUCUGUAAUGCUUGGGAAGAAUAAUGGUGUAGCUGCAAAGCUUAGGUCAUUGCAGCCGUCCAUGGUAGCUGUCCACUGCUAUGCUCACAAACUUGAGCUGGCAUUCAAAGAUGCCAUAAAGCAUGUGCCGCUAGACACCAAAGUGACAACAUGCCUUUUACAAGGCCUGUAUUAUUUUUACCACAACAGUGCCCUUAACAGAGCCAACUUGAAAAGUUCUUUUAGGACAUUAAACAAGAAAGUACUCCUUCCAACGAGAAUCGGAGGAACAAGAUGGGUUGGCCAUCUCUUACGAGCCCUUGAAAAUUUCUUGACUGGUUAUGAAGCUGUCAAGCAACAUCUUGAACAGAUAUGCUCUCCUGAUGCUGUUGAGAGGUCCUCUGCAAGCACAAGUGGGAAAGCCAAGGGUCUUCUAAAGCUUGUGAAGUCUAAGCAUGUCAUGUUGUACUGCUACUUCCUAGCAGACAUAGCAACAAUCCUCUUUAGGUUGUCUAAGGUCUUUCAAAGAAGAGAGUGCUGUGCCUCAGAUAUUUAUGGAAUGGUCGAAGAAACAAACAACUUAAUUGAUUUGUAUAGUACAAAAUUUUGGUGAUGGCAAGUUGAGUCAGUUGAUUGAUCACUUUGGUCCUUGUCUUGAGUCCAUCAAUACAGCUGAGGCUGUUUUUGAAUGGAGUGCCAUGAAAACU
Messenger RNA from Mytilus trossulus (common blue mussel), 1710 nucleotides. Its product is annotated as zinc finger protein 862-like. The coding region runs from base 219 to 1616 and encodes 465 amino acids. The record is from RefSeq and is a predicted model, not a curated record. The transcript has 6 exons. NCBI's taxonomy places the organism in Eukaryota, Metazoa, Mollusca, Bivalvia, Mytilida, Mytilidae.